This is a messenger RNA of Cornus florida, 1170 nucleotides long. RefSeq names its product F-box protein At2g26160-like. NCBI's taxonomy places the organism in Eukaryota, Viridiplantae, Streptophyta, Magnoliopsida, Cornales, Cornaceae. The transcript has a single exon. Bases 1 to 1170 code for a protein of 389 amino acids. Gene Ontology annotation, molecular function: protein binding. The record is from RefSeq and is a predicted model, not a curated record.
AUGGGGUCAUUGGAGGAGUCAAAUUGGGCAUGGCUUCCGAAGAACUUAUUGGAUAUGAUUCUAGACAAUUUGGUUUCACUUUCUGAAUUUGUUCGAUUUGGUGCGGUUUGCAAACCAUGGCAGUCUGUGGCAAUGGAGAACAAGUUUAAAUUCGUUCAAAAUAAGUUUUCAACACAAGUUCCAUUCUUGAUAGUGCCUUUGAAAGAUAAUAAUGACGGCGAACGACGCAGUCUAUACAACAUUACUCAUAAUAAGCUAUAUGAUUUUCAGUUACGAGUACCUUACAAAGAGAGGCUUUGUGGUUCCUCACAUGGUUGGCUGUUUGGUAUAGAAAAAUCCUCGAGCGUAACUAUAAUGAAUCCGUUCUCCGGCUCUACCAUAGAGCUUCCUCCAAUUGAUAGUGUGGUCUCAGCAAGCAUAGAUGAGAUUUCCUUUGAAGUUACAAAGGUUAUAUUGUCAGCUAAUCCUGCUUCUUCUCCAAAUGACUAUAUUGUUGCCGCCAUCUAUGGUAUUCAUCCUAACCUGGCAUUUAUUCAGGCAGGAGAUAAAGCUUGGACUUGCAUACAUAAAGAGUGGACUUGCAUAGAUAAAGAGAGAUCUAUGUUAUUAUGUGAUGUCAUAAAUUAUAAAGGCCGGAUUUUUGCAGUUGAUAGUGAUAAAGUCCUAAUGAUUGAUGUUAAUAGAAGGGUUGGGGCUCUGCAAGUGGAGGAAAAGGAAAUUGCACCGCAAAUUGUUCAUACUGAACGCAUGUAUCUUGUCGAAUCAUCUACCGGGGAAUUACUUCUUGUACAAAGGAUUUUAGAAAUUGGAGACGAUUCACAGCAUGCAACUUCUGGGUUUAAGGUUUUCAAGAUGCUCUUAGACCAAUUUGAGGAGGGUUUGCAUAUGCUAGUUGAAGUGAAGAACUUGGGUGGAGACACCAUGUUUUUGGGAGAUAAUCAUUCCAUUUGUGUUUUAGCUUCCAAAUGGCCCGGAUGUGAACCUAAUUCAAUAUACUAUACAGAUGAUUAUACUGACUGUAUAUACUAUCCCCCAUCUGGGCGCCAUGACAUGGGUAUCUUCAACAUAGUGAAUGGAAGUUUUGGGACGCAUUACAUCCUUGAUCCUUCACAUAACGAUAUGCUGCCCUCAAUUUGGAUUGUCCCAACUGUGUUGGGAAGUUCAGUAUAG